Messenger RNA from Gregarina niphandrodes, 1461 nucleotides. RefSeq lists its product as hypothetical. The record is from RefSeq and is a predicted model, not a curated record. The transcript has a single exon. The coding region runs from base 1 to 1461 and encodes 486 amino acids. Lineage: Eukaryota; Apicomplexa; Conoidasida; Eugregarinorida; Gregarinidae.
AUGCCGCUUCGGUUUCUCCCUCUGACCCGAGUUUUUGGGUCCGUACAUUCCGAUUCUGUACAUUCCGAUUCUUGCCUUCUGGUCGCAAUAUUCUGUUGUCAUAUACCUGUUCUUGUAGCGUUGGACGAGGACGGGAUUCAGUUGUCGUUUGUGGACGGGUUGGUGGUGAAGGAUUUGGUGGUACGUCCUGAGAGCAUUAACCGGCUGUUGGCGGAGAACGACACGGACUUACGUGUAGUGGGUGGCCAGAUAGGUUCGCUGAGCAUGUCGUACACCGCGAUGCCAGGCGUAGUGACGGUGCAAUUGCAGGACGUGGACAUCCGCGUGCAACCGAACGCGCUACGUACGAUUGGGCGUACACUAAAGAAUAAAAUAACCGAUCUUGUCACCGCUGUGCCUGAAGACCCACCCAUGCGCGACUAUCCCAUGCCCUUCGACCCUCGGUGCGCACACCUCGACCAGUAUCGCCGUGAACCAAUGAUGCCGCUACCCGUCUGUGGAGACGCGCGCUGCCGAAACCCCGUCUGCCAAAGACCCAUGUUCAUUCACCCCAACCACCACGCCGCUUACGCCUACGGCCCCCAUCCCCAAGGACCCAGUCCCAAUCUCCAUGGACCCAGUCCACAUCUCCAUGGACCCAGUCCCAAUCUCCAUGGAUCCAGUCCACAUCUCCAUGGACCCAGUCCCCAUCCCCAUGGAGCGCACGGCCCGGGUCCGCAUUGCCCGAACCCGGCCAUGGGGCUUGGCCCACACCGCUGCUUCCCGCAAGAGCCGUGCACCCACUACGGGGCCCUGCCCGGCCGACCUCGAAAAGCUUCGCCUGCGCUGUGCUGCAACGUAAACAGCGGCUACGAAGACCUGCACGAGGCGCCACCGCGCGCAGUCUUCUCUCCCCCGGCCCUCGCCUCCAGCCACGACCCGUACGGCCCUGGACCAAACCUCCGCGACCAUCGGGACCACCACCAGGACCGCCGGCGGGACCUGCGAUAUGCCGAGGACUCGUCCUUUGGCCGCGAACGGGAGGACUACCGGCAAGGCGGUCAUGGGUCGCGCAAACACCGCGUGCGGCACGGUCUCCAGCGCCGGGAACGCAGGUACACGCUCGAGCGUGAGCCGCUGAGGCCAGCCGUGACGCACCAAGUCGAUUACGUCCAGGUGGACGAUGCUCCCAAUCAGACACACAGUCGUAUAAUGUCCCAACCGCUGCGCUACAUGCCACCCUCGGCCAUCACCGCGGUGCCCGCCACCACAACCUCCGCUACCACGACGUCCCCAACAGCCGCCGGUCCGACCACCCCCGUCGCCCGGACCACUUCCUUCGGUCCAACGACCACAACAUUCGCUCCCGCAAGUCUCUCUAACUCUCAGCCCUCAACGCUGCUGUACGUGGAGCGACGUUCUCCCCGCUCCAUAGACCCCCAACCGCCCGUGCCGCCGCCUCCGGGGUCGCUGGUGCAAUAA